AUGGCAGGCGGAGGCUACCACCCAUACAAGGCCGAUCCGGCGCUCGACCGAUGGCAGAACAUGCACUCGACCAUGUACCAGCGCUUCCGCCUCACACCCUCCAAAGCACGAAACGUCUUCAUCUGGGGCCUGACUGUGCCCGUGCUCACCUGGUACGCUGCCUCAUACACGGAUGACCGAUGGGAGUUGCGAGGCAAGACACGUCAAGACUCGCUGCUUCGUCACGCUCCCGCUGCUCCUGCGGCAGAGGGCGCUGACGAGGAGUAA
Molecule: messenger RNA, 267 nt
Organism: Kalmanozyma brasiliensis GHG001
Lineage: Eukaryota; Fungi; Basidiomycota; Ustilaginomycetes; Ustilaginales
Product: NADH:ubiquinone oxidoreductase, subunit NDUFB4
Exons: 2
Coding region: 1-267 (88 amino acids)
Source: RefSeq, a predicted model, not a curated record